GCGGCUGCCUUUGUUUUUGUUUGUCAUUUUGGUUUAUUUUAGCAGUGUGUUAAAGAAUUGUGUUAUUUUAUCGCUGCAUUUAUAUUAUCCAAUUCGUCAAGCACAAUUAAAACAUUUGAAUAUAUAUGCAUAUUUAGUGCAUAUAUUAUAUAAGUAAAUUAUUAAAUUCAACUCUUAUUCAGUGGCGGACAAAUUGUGGAACUCAAUGCGUUCGUUGCUGUUAAUUUUAUUUCCUUUCCUGGCCAGCGUUGCUGCCGAAAAGUCGGAGGAACUCAUUUCCGAUUUGGAAACUUUGAACAAAGUGCGCCACUUGCAGCCGGAGCAAGUGCACUUGGCAUUUGGUGAACAACCCAAUGAAGUUGUGGUAACAUGGUCCACACGUGAUGAUGCCAUUGAAUCCAUUGUCGAGUACGGUUUCGAUGGUUUAACGCAGCACGCCAAUGGUACUUCCCUGAAGUUUGUGGAUGGCGGUGAUAAGCAAAAAUCGCAGUACAUACAUAGGGUGAAGUUACUUAAUCUCUUGCCCAAUCGCACUUACGCGUACCACUGUGGUGGCAAAUUGGGUUGGUCACCACGCUUCGAGUUUCGUACAGUACCUACUGGAGACGAUUGGUCGCCAACUGUGGCACUCUACGGCGAUAUGGGUAAUGAAAAUGCGCAAUCGUUGGCACGCCUGCAACAGGACACGCAGAGCGGUAUGUAUGAUGCAAUAAUACACGUUGGCGAUUUUGCCUACGACAUGAAUACGGACGAUGCGCGUGUAGGCGAUGAAUUCAUGCGACAAGUGGAAACGAUUGCCGCCUAUGUGCCGUACAUGGUGGUGCCGGGAAAUCACGAGGAGAAGUACAACUUUUCAAAUUAUCGUGCGCGUUUCAGUAUGCCCAGUGGCACGGAAAAUCUUUUCUACAGCUUCGAUUUAGGACCGGUACAUUUCAUAGGUAUCUCAACGGAAAUGUAUUAUUUUCUCAAUUACGGUUUGAAGAUGCUCGUUUUUCAAUACGAAUGGCUUGUGCGUGACCUGGAGGCGGCCAAUCAACCAGAGAAUCGUGCACGGCGUCCAUGGAUAAUCGUCUAUGGCCACCGGCCAAUGUACUGUAGCAAUGGGAAUGGUGACGAUUGUACGCAUUCUGAGACGUUAACGCGGGUUGGCUGGCCCUUUCUGCACAUGUUCGGAUUGGAGGAGCUCUUUUACCAACAUGGAGUAGACGUAGAGAUAUGGGCACACGAGCAUUCUUAUGAACGUUUAUGGCCUAUUUACAAUUAUACCGUAUAUAACGGUUCAUUGGCAGAGCCAUAUCGCAAUCCGGGUGCGCCAGUGCAUUUGAUAACCGGGUCGGCAGGCUGUAAGGAGGGACGUGAACCAUUCGAAAGGGAUACGCCCGGGUGGAGCGCCUUUCACAGCCAGGACUAUGGCUACACACGGAUGAAGGCAUACAAUCACACACAUAUCUACUUCGAGCAAGUGUCCGAUGAUAAAAAUGGUGAAAUAAUCGAUUCAUUUUGGAUAAUCAAAGACAAACACGGCAGCUAUUUGUAAUUUUAAGUUUAGGUAGAGGAGUUAAGGAUGCAGAAGUGUUCCGAAAGAGCACUAAAUUGGAAAACGAAGGACAAUAAGUCUAGAAGAAGCUAUUGCAUUGCAUUGGCAUAGUUUAAGUUGGCUGUAAAUAUUGAAAUAUCAACAUUCCAUUUGAAACAAUCGAACCAUUGGCUCAUGAAAGUAAUAACUAAACGCGAAUUUAAGUGAAUCUCAAGCAUAAUGUACCUUUUUUAUUUAUCUUUAAUUCGCUUGUUAAACACAGCAAGAAAUUUUGUCAACGCACAAUCGCUUAUAUACAUACAUAUGCACUUAUAAAAUUGAUGCAGUAUUAAAAUCAUUUUUAUGGUUUUAAUUUGAGUGUUUAAACUCUUAAGAAAUAUAUAUACAUAUACACACAUAUAUAUACAUAUACAUGAAUGUUUGUAGAACAUAACUGUAGAUUUUUAAGCAUCUGAAGUAUUUCUUGGGUUUUAGUCAAUUAAUUUGUAAAUAUAAUUUUAACUAAAUAAAAUAAAGUGGUUAAGUA
Molecule: messenger RNA, 2063 nt
Organism: Anastrepha obliqua
Lineage: Eukaryota; Metazoa; Arthropoda; Insecta; Diptera; Tephritidae
Product: acid phosphatase type 7
Exons: 5
Coding region: 206-1537 (443 amino acids)
Molecular function (GO): metal ion binding; acid phosphatase activity
Source: RefSeq, a predicted model, not a curated record